This is a messenger RNA of Spodoptera litura, 2208 nucleotides long. RefSeq names its product juvenile hormone esterase. The record is from RefSeq and is a predicted model, not a curated record. NCBI's taxonomy places the organism in Eukaryota, Metazoa, Arthropoda, Insecta, Lepidoptera, Noctuidae.
GUUAACAAGUUCCCGCGUAUGUACCUGUAUCUAGCUAGUCUGUUAUUUAGUUUAUGUGUUCAUGGCGUAAUGUCGUGCGUGAUUAUUUGAAUUUAAUCGUUUUUCCGCCGGCAUCCAUUGAACGAAUUUAAUAAUAAUAACAACGAACAAGUAACAAAUAAAGGAUUUAUAACUUGUAUCGUACGAAACAAUGUGUUCAACAGUGUUACCGACAACAAUAAAAAUGGUGGAUAUACCGGAGGAAGCAAAAUGCAUAGUCCAAACAGCAGACGGACCCAUUUGUGGAUAUUGUGAAAAGACUGACGAAGGUAUUUGUUACAAGUUUAAAAGUAUACCUUAUGCUAAACCACCACUAGGCCACUUGAGAUUCCUGCCCCCAUCUCCAAUACCACCGUGGACAGAAGUAUUAGACUGUACGAAAGAUGCUCCGAACCCUGUCUGCCGGUCAGUUUACGAUAUUAUUAGUGGAUCAGAAGACUGCCUAUACAUUGAGCUCUCUACUCCUAGUAUAAAGCCUGACAAACCAAUACCAGUAAUGUUCUGGAUAGGAGGAUACGGCUACUCAUGUGUCUUAGACCCCAUCUUAGAUGCCACUUUAUUCAAUUAUCAAAAUGUUAUAUUCGUAAGGUGUGGCCAUAGAACGGGUCCGUUUGGAUACCUCUCCAUAAAUGACUACGCUGCACCAGGAAAUUGCGGACUCAAGGAUGUAGUAAUGGCCCUAAAAUGGGUUCAACGAAAUAUAAGUACCGUUGGCGGUGAUCCAAACAAUGUCACAAUUUUCGGAAGCUCUUCAGGUGGAGCUAUGGUCAACUUUAUGAUGUUAUCGCCAAUGGCCACCGGAUUGUUUCACAAACUUAUCAUACAGAGUGCCAGUGUUUUGAAUAACUGGUCUUUAGCAAAGAACCCAUCACAAGGUGUUAUAGAACUGGCAAAAAUACUCGGUAUAGAGAAGACAUCUAAGCAGGAAAUCGUUGAGGAGUUACGAAGGAUCCCUGCAGUAGAUAUUGCUGAAGCUUUCAAAAACUUCCACAUUGGUUUUAGCGAAGGUGUCGAAAGUGAUUUAUUUGAUUCUGUUUUCAAACCCUGCAUUGAAGUAGACCUAGAAGGACAAGCUGCAUUUAUCACAAAGAGUCCAAUAGUCAUUCUGAAAUCUGGUAAUUUUAAUAAAGUACCGUGUAUCAUCGGAAGUAAUAAUAUAGAGGGUGCAGUUUUACAAUACGUUGUAGAAAAUUUUUGUUCAAAUUUUGAAAAAUAUAACGAGAAUAUCAAAUUGCUCGUGCCUCGAGAACUAGCGAGAAGAGACAGAAUGUCUGACAAUAUAGGGCAUCAGAUAUUGAAGUUUUAUUUGGACGGAGAAGAACAUUUGAGUGAGAAAAAUAGGACUCAAUAUUUGCAAUUGAUCAGUGAUUAUUAUUUUUCAUAUUAUGUUAAUAAGACUGUGAAAUUACUGUGUGAAUUUGCACCUUCGUAUCCCGUAUACUACUACAUACUGAACUAUGCCGGAGAAUGGGCAGUGCCUGAGAAGUUCAAUUUUUUCAACUCUACUGGGCAUGGUGCGGAGUUACCAUUCCUGUUUCGUAUAAAAAUGCCAGAUGUCUGUAAAGGCAGUCCAGAUUCUAUAACUACUAGGACAAGAGUGAUCAAAAUGUGGACUAACUUCGCUAAAACAGGAAACCCAACACCAGAUCCAGAUGACCCACUGCUCUGGAUAACUUGGGACCCAGUGGAAAGCAAAGAAAAGCUGAAUUAUCUCAGUAUAGGACAAGAACUGACGAAGGGUAGGAAUCCCUUUCAAGAACGAAUGAAAUUUUGGGAUAAACUGCACAAAGAACACAUGUUUUUAAGGGCUUUAGUGCAUUUUAAUGAUUCGGGAUAUUCAGUAUAAAACCUUCACUAGCCUGUAACUGUCUUUAUGUGCAAAGGCCUCUUCUUGAACGGAGGAGGAAUGAGCAUUAGUCAUCACGCUUGCUUAAGGUGGAUUUGCGAUAUCAAAGUCAUUGGAAAUUGUACGGUUUUUCUCAAGAAAGAAGAAAGAUUGCCAGUUUUUGGCCUCGUACUCUCAUUUAAGAAGCAGACACCGAAGGAUAUUUCCUUACACUAUUGUGUUAGGUCUAUGUUUGGAAAUUUUAUUACGAUCUGAAAUUUUAAUUGCGUCCAAUAUACAAUGUAAACACGAUGUUGAUUUUUAUUUGCGCUAACAUCAUUUUA